AUGGAUAAUUUCCUUAGAACCUCCUACCGACAUGGUAGAUCGCCGCUGACGCCAGAUUCGCUAAAUGAGCCUCUGCAGGUCUGUUUCUUUGGUACGCCAAACGCAAAGUCACUGUCUCCAGUCCUGGUGCCCAUCAUUUUCCAAUCUGUGCCCUCGCAAUGGAAGUUUUCUCCAGUCGACACCGAUCUUACAGCGGAUUUCAUCCACAAGCGCGGCCAGCCAGACUUUCUGGGGUCAUCCAUCACUAUGCCCAACAAGCUCUCGUAUAAGCCGCUUUUGGACGAAUUGACGGAGGAGGCUCGCGUGAUUGGUGCUGUCAACACCACAUUUGUACGGCUGGACCACAGUGAUGGUCGGCACAAACAUAUUGGCACGAACACUGACUGCGUCGGCAUCCGUGACGUCCUAGUCCAGCAUGUCGAAGGAAUCACGGAAAGUGCUCACAAUAUUCCAGCAAUUGUCGUCGGAGCGGGAGGUGCGGCUCGCAGUGCUGUUUAUGCACUGUGGCGGUGGAUGAAACCAUCAGAAAUCUACAUCGCGAACCGACUACAGGCCGAAGCCGAAGAGCUCAUUUCGUCAUCUCGAGAAAACAUGCUAGGGAUUCAAUUGCGGUACAUCGGCAGUGUUGAGGCGGCAGAGAAGCUCCCUACGCCAUAUCUUAUGGUGGGCACAAUCCCGGACUAUCCAGCUACAGAAUCAGGUGAGAUUGAGUGCCUUAAGGUAUAUAAUCAUUUCCUAGCUCGACAGAAAAAGGGCGUUCUUUUGGACAUGUGUUAUAUCCCAAGUGUAUCGACUAAGCUUCUUGUUUCUGGGAGAGAACAAAAAUGGAAAGUGAUCUCAGGAAUGGAUGUAGUUGUCCGCAUUGUUGCAGCCCAGGCGCUGCUGUGGCUGGAAAGGGAACCCCCCGAGGUUGGAAUCAAGAAGAUACUUGAUAUCGUGUUUGAACAGGGGUUCAAAGAGAGUUUAUCAUACUAG
Molecule: messenger RNA, 975 nt
Organism: Talaromyces atroroseus
Lineage: Eukaryota; Fungi; Ascomycota; Eurotiomycetes; Eurotiales; Trichocomaceae
Exons: 1
Coding region: 1-975 (324 amino acids)
Biological process (GO): shikimate metabolic process; chorismate biosynthetic process
Molecular function (GO): shikimate 3-dehydrogenase (NADP+) activity
Source: RefSeq, a predicted model, not a curated record